GGGGGUGUAAAGGAAGUGACCCAGAACUCGCGACAGCACAGGGGCAUAUUUUCUCACUUCCUUCUACAGGAAAACUUCAAACUGACAAUGAAACGACCAUUUGUUACAGAAGAAAUGUAAAAGAUGUUGCAGACCGUAUUCUUCAUUAAGCUGCUGCUGCUGCGUUACGCAGCUCAGAGUCAGGUAGCCGACUGCAACCAAGACGUUUCACUCGAGUGUCCAUAUGACGACAUUGACGGCAGGGAUUUCCUCUCGGUGACAUGGUACAAGUUGAACAACGAGCAAAGAAUUGGCAUUAUCAGGAGAAAAAAAGGUUCCAACGAAACGCAGCCCUACAACUUCACCCGUCCAGCUAAGUUUGGAGAGAAAUACAGCUUGUUGCUUCCCGGUGUGACGCCUGAAGAUUCAGGCAGCUAUGAUUGUUCCAUCAGUGCGAAGAUAGGGGGUAAAAAUCUGAAUCAACAAAUAAACCUAACGAUUAAUGAGUGUGUGACCCAGGCUGAACAGUUCAAUGCGACUCUGCCGUCUCACGUCAAGGACGUCAAGGUCCUGCCAGUCAUGUGGAGCAUUCUUGGCUACGUGGCCGUGGGCCUCGUCAAAGUCCUUUUGUCUCUAAUCAGCAUUUGGAUUAUUCAAAUCUGGUCUUCAAGACGAUGGCAACACAGGUGGUGAAGCUGACUGCUCUGUUUAAACAUCAUGUCAAUACACAGACAGAUCUUUUUGUAUUUCUUUUGUAUUUGAUGUUUGAAGGAUUCAUGUAUUUAUUUUUUCUGUUCUCAAUUUGUAAGAACUGGAACAGACAUAAGAGGAUGUAGGAGGAUGAAAAAAACAGCACAAUCACGCUCAUAUGAUGUCACGUUAAAUUUACCUUUUUACAUUGUUCAGUGAUGACGCCACCAACACAACAGGCUAUAAAUUACAACGUUAAUCAAUUAAAACUAAAGUUUUGUAUUGCUUUAACUGGGCUGUUGAUGUAAAAUAAAACAUUUGUUCUGAC
Scophthalmus maximus (turbot) is the source of this 997-nucleotide messenger RNA. RefSeq lists its product as uncharacterized. The transcript is spliced from 5 exons. The coding region runs from base 124 to 672 and encodes 182 amino acids. The record is from RefSeq and is a predicted model, not a curated record. NCBI's taxonomy places the organism in Eukaryota, Metazoa, Chordata, Actinopteri, Pleuronectiformes, Scophthalmidae.